Messenger RNA from Metarhizium acridum CQMa 102, 849 nucleotides. NCBI's taxonomy places the organism in Eukaryota, Fungi, Ascomycota, Sordariomycetes, Hypocreales, Clavicipitaceae. The record is from RefSeq and is a predicted model, not a curated record.
AUGGCUACCCCCUCAGCGGCCCAGAACUUGGGGUCAGAUAUUUUCUUCAAUACGUCUGUGCCUACCCUUAAGCUUGGUGUUGAAGACUCUAUUUAUCACCCUGAAUCCACCAAAGGUCCAAACAUGGAACAGCUUCAAUGGCCUAGAAUUCGAACCAUCUGGCAGGAUGCCUUUUCUGAGUUCUUUGGUACCAUGAUUCUCGUUUUAUUCGGCUUAGGCGCUACUGCACAGAGCGCCCUUUCCAAGGGCGUAAAGGGCGAGUAUCAGAGUAUCCUAUGGGGCUGGGGUACCGGUGUUAUGCUCGGGUCGUACGUCAGCGGCAAGUCUGGCGGCCACAUCAACCCGGCUGUUACUUUAGCAAGCUGUGUCUUCCGCGGCCACCCUUGGCGAAAAUUCCCAAUCUACGCUCUAGCCCAGACACUUGGUGGUAUAGUGGCCGCUGCUAUUGUAUAUGGCAACUACCGCGUCGCCAUUGAUGAAUUUGAAGGCGGCGUUGGCGUUCGCACCGUCACUGGCCCUCAUGCUACUGCCGACCUCUUUGCUACUUACCCUGCUGGUGCUUUUAUAACACGUACCAACAUGUUCUUUGAUGAAUUCCUCGCUAGCUCAAUUCUCCAGUUUAUUAUUUUUGCACUGUCUGAUGAGUUCAACAAUUUUGGUGCUGGCCCCCUCAAGCCCCUAGGCCUCUUCUUUCUUGUUCAUGGCAUUGGCGCUGGCUUUGGCUGGCAGACUGGUUAUGCGAUUAACCUCGCCCGUGACUUUGGCCCCCGACUAGUCACCUACAUGGCUGGUUACGGCCCUGAAGUCUUUUCCGCUGGCGGCUAUUACUUCUGGUUGCCCCCUUCUUAG